Drosophila biarmipes is the source of this 3241-nucleotide messenger RNA. Its product is annotated as trichohyalin. Gene Ontology annotation, biological process: stabilization of membrane potential; potassium ion transmembrane transport. Gene Ontology annotation, cellular component: membrane. The transcript is spliced from 3 exons. The record is from RefSeq and is a predicted model, not a curated record. Gene Ontology annotation, molecular function: potassium ion leak channel activity. NCBI's taxonomy places the organism in Eukaryota, Metazoa, Arthropoda, Insecta, Diptera, Drosophilidae. Bases 116 to 3037 code for a protein of 973 amino acids.
AGGCAUAUUUUCAUAUGCGGAAUAUGACCGCCUCGUCGGGCAGUUAAAAAUAGAUGCCUAGAGCACGAGCACAAAGAUAGAUCGCGAAAGUAGCACACGACAGUGGCUGGAGAGGAUGGAGCAGCCAGUGGAUGCCAGACAGCAGCAGCGUCAUCGGCGACGUCUGGGCCGCAGCCACCGGGAGCCGACUCCCGUGACGGGGGAGGUUCUCCCCUUGGACGACGCCAGUCCGGAGUCGCCCCCUCCGGAUCCCUUGCCCCAGGUGGUGCGCAUGCAAAUAAGACCCCCUGGCACCUUGUCCGCCCACGAGAGCAAGAUCCUGCGGAAGCGGGACAAGAGCUUCGCCAGCUCAUCGGCACGCAGUCAGUCGCAGCCACGGGAGGCGGAGAAACUGAGCAGUCCGGAUGCCAAUCAUCUCAUCAAGCAUCGCAGCCUUUCCUCGCCGCGCCACAAGGAGGAGUCCAGCGAGAGCGAGCUGACCACCGGCAGCAGCAGCCGGCGACCUCUGCCCAGCUCCAGUCUCGGCCAGACGCAGGACACCCUCAGCCGGCUGGAGCAGAAUCUGCAGCGCUUCGAGGAUGAACGCCGGCGUUUCGAUGCCGAGAAGCGCCUCUUCGAGCGCGAAAAGCGCGAGCACAAGAUGCGGCACCGCCAGCAGUUGGACAACGAGGAGCGGAAGCGUCUCCUGCUGAGCUACCGCAAGCUCAGCGACCGCAUCCAGCUGCCGCAGGACGAGGAGGAGCGACGGCGGCUCAUCCACAGCCUGCGGCUGCAGCGGCACGAGGCGCCCAAGGCUCGGGGGCGCAAUCGAAGCAGCGGCUACGACGAGUCCUCCACCCAGUUCAGCUCCUCCGACGCGGAGGCAGUGGAAGAGAUUCACCAGAGGCCACGGGCACCAAAGAUUCCACAGGGCUUUGUGGCUGCUCCGAUUCGCGGGGCACCACCACCACCACCAUCAUCGCAAAUGGUGGCUCCAAAACCUCCGGAAAGACUCUCCGUGAGUCGCAACAGCUCCCUGUCGCCUGUGAGACCCCAGAGACGUUCCAAGACCCCUGAGCAGCGGGAGCAGAUCAGCCGGAAGCACGAGUACGUGGAGGUGGGCGAGUCCAGGAGCGAGGUGCUAAAGCCGCGGCUCACGGAGGCGGAGCAGCAGUCGGAGCUGAUGCAGAAGUACAUGGAGGCAGCCGAGCGGGCGGCCAAGGCGGAGGCAGCCCUGGCGGAGCAGAUCCUCUCGGCGGAGGGAGUGCGUCGCAGUCACAGCCUGAGGAUGGCCGAAAAAGAAGAGAAGCCUCCGAAACGCAGUUCUAGCUUGGAGCGACCGCUGGUGGCCAAGCGAUCGGGCAGCCUGGAGAGGAAUGCCCAGCAGCCUCAAGUCACAGAAGAAACUGUUCACGAUGAGAUUGAACCAGUACCUGGAGCAGAACCAAAACCGGAAGUGGAACCUGCUCUGUUACCAGAGGUGGAUAGCCCAAAAGCCGAACCGAAAGUAACCUUCCUGCAGCGCCUCAAAAACCUGUUCCGGCGAAAAAAGAAGAUUGAAAGUGUCACAGAGGAUGACACAGAUUUGUCCAAGGAAAUUCAGCCGGAGAAGUUGGCCUCCAGGGCCUUUUUAUACCACCUCCAGCUGGAGGCGCGACAUGAAUGGAAGCGCCUCAAGCUGGACUACCCCCAGGAGAUGGAGGAGCUGCGACAGCUGCGCAACAAGUGCUUCGCCCAUCUCAUCUGCCUGGCCAUGCUCCUGGGAUUCGGAGGCCUCUUAUUCAGAUACACGGAGGGAGCCGCGGAGAAUAUCUACAAGUGCGAGGUGCGCAAGGUCAAGCGGGACUUCAUCGACAGACUGUGGGACGUCAGCCACAACAUGAGAGAGGAGGACUGGAAGUCCCUGGCGCGCCAAAAGCUGCGCACAUUUGAGGAUGAACUCAAUAACCUGGCGGAGCUGGGGCUGCGACGUUUUCCUGGCCAAAAGUCGUGGAACUUUGUCAAUUGCUUUAUCUUCUGCUGGACCGUAAUCACAACCAUAGGAUACGGCCACAUCACACCCAAAACGGACUGGGGCCGAGCCCUGACCAUCGUCUACGCCAUCAUCGGCAUCCCCAUGUUCCUGAUCGUGCUGGCCGAUCUGGGCAAGCUCUUCACGCGCUGCGUCAAGUUCCUGUGGGCAUAUGUGCGGCGUUUGUACUACACACGCUCCUGUCGCCGCAUCCGGAAGCAGCAGCAGAUCCGCGACGCCAUGACCGGCUUCAACACGGUCUACGACAUGGCCAUCCGGCGGCCGAGCAUGUUCUUCGGCAAGUCCAGCGUGGACAACGACGAGGAGUCGCAGGCGGACGCCGAGGCAGCCCGGUCGAUGGGCACCUCGCACCCGGAGACGCCCACAUCGCCGUACCCGGAGACCUUCGAGGUGGACGACGAGUUCAAUCUGCCCGUGUCGGUGGCCACUCUCCUGCUCAUCUCGUACAUUCUCCUGGGAGGUGUAGGCUUUAAGAUGAUCGAGCCGGGCUGGCAGUACCUGGACUGCUUCUACUACGUCUUCAUCUCGAUGUCCACCAUCGGCUUCGGCGACUUGGUGCCCGGCGACCCGUUCCUCGUGAUGGUCAGCAUGAUCUACCUGAUCUUCGGCCUGGCCCUGACCUCCAUGUUCAUCAAUGUGGUGCAGAUCAAGCUGAGCGAUCACUUCAAGCGGGCCAGUGCCAAGGUGGGUGCCACCAUCGGCAUGAACAUGGCCAGUGAGUUUGGCGACGAGGGCGGCUCGCAGGUGAAGACUCCCUCGGAGAUGGCCUCGGUGCACGGAUCGCGGCUGGACAGGAUCGAGGAGGAUGGCCAGGAGGGCUCCCUGCCACCGCUGACCUCCAUCCUGCGGGCACCUCGUCCCCUGUCGCCCCAGUUCAGCGGCGUGGAUGGCAAUGGCAGUGUAGUUGGGGAUGCAGAGGGGGAUGUCAGUCCACCACCCCUGCUGCCCAGACGUCAGGUCUCCGUGGAUCCGCAGCCGCCGGCGGAGGGGGAGGGCAGGAAGAAGAAGAAGCACAGGUUCUUCUAGAGACCUUGCUCCGAGAGAGACCCCCAAAAGCAACUGACAACGCUACGUAGUAAGGAACCUCAUAAAUGACAAGGCAAUUUCAGUCGAAUUUACCAGGACGCUGUUCUGAGACACAAUCUUUUCUUUUGUUACUUAAUUUUACUUACCAGCAUCGUAGGCUAAGACUAAUGUUAAUGAAAUAAAACACGAGAGUUGACAACGCAA